Messenger RNA from Wyeomyia smithii (pitcher-plant mosquito), 1377 nucleotides. RefSeq lists its product as uncharacterized. Bases 1 to 1377 code for a protein of 458 amino acids. NCBI's taxonomy places the organism in Eukaryota, Metazoa, Arthropoda, Insecta, Diptera, Culicidae. The record is from RefSeq and is a predicted model, not a curated record. The transcript has a single exon.
AUGGAAAAGAGGUUGGCUGCCAACGAAAACAUCCGCCAAGAAUACUUGCUGUUCAUGCAGGAGUAUGAAAAACUUGGGCAUAUGGAUGUGAUUUCGCGCGCGGUUAACGGUCCACAGUUUUUCCUCCCACAUCAUGCUGUUCACCGUCCAGAAAGUACAACCACGAAGACUCGGGUUGUAUUUGAUGGGUCAUGCCGGGGAACAAACAACCUCUCGAUCAACGAAGCUCUGGUCGCUGGUCCAACAAUUCAACCUGUUUUGUACUCGACGGUUAUCAAUUUCCGAAAGCCACGCUUUGUUGUGACUGCUGACGUCGAAAAAAUGUUCCGACAAAUCUGGGUUCAUUCAGACGAUUGUCGGUUCCAGCAAAUUUUAUGGAGGUAUAAUCCAGUAGAGCCAAUCCAAGUCUACCAACUAAAAACCGUGACAUACGGCCUCACCAGCUCACCGUUUCACGCUACGCGAGUUCUCAGCCUAUUAGCAUUUGAGGAUGGAGAACGUUAUCCUUUUGCCGUGCCUGUCAUUCGACAAGGGACAUACUUCGAUGAUGUUCUGACGGGUCACGAUGAUUUAAAGACCCUUCAACAAACUUGUGAGCAAUUGAUUGGACUACUUGCGAAUGCCAAAUUCGUGUUGCGAAAAUGGGCCACCAAUGACAGCACAGUAUUGAUUAAAGUUCCGACAGAUUUAUGGGACGCCUCAAAUCAACUGGAAAUCGAUCGGACGGCAUCCAUUAAAACUCUUGGCCUCCUAUGGUUACCUAAAUCUGAUAGGUUCAUGUUUAAAAUACUCACUCUACAUAGCCAAUGUGUCAUCACAAAACGAGUAGUUGUUUCCGAGAUGUCACGUUUAUUUGACCCUAUCGGGUUGCUUGGACCCGUCGUGAUUAACGCCAAAAUGUUUGUACAAACGCUUUGGGCGGAACACCUUCCAUGGGAUGCAGAGCUAUCCGAAGAAUUUAAACAAUGGUGGUUGGCCUAUCGUUCUGAUAUUCAACAAUUGUCGAUUCUACAAGUCCCAAGAAGAAUUGUGGCAAAUGUGUCCAACCGAUACUGGAUACACUGCUUCUGUGACGCUUCAACCAAAGGUUACGGAUGUUGCAUUUACAUUGUGUCCCCAAACGAAGCCGGUGAGCUUCAAAGCCACCUUCUUACCUCGAAAUCUCGCGUAGCCUCGUUACGUGGUCAUUCAGUGCCACGAUUAGAACUUAGUGCAGCUCGUCUUGGCAGUCAGCUUGUAGAUAAGCCUAAACGAACGACACAGUUCACCGAAUCUGCAACCAUGUGGACUGACUCAACGAUCGUGCUACACUGGAUCAAAUCGAAAUCUAGUAAGUGGAAGGUUUUUGUUUCGAAUCGUGUGGCUGAAAUUCAAUGA